ACUUUUGCUAAAAUGACUAACCCUGCGAGGAAGCAAAUGAAAAUACCAAGACUAUUUCGAAAACAAGCUGCACGUCUACCUGAAGAUUGCGAAGAGUUGAAUGAAGAAAUACAACAACUUGAGCAGAAGCUCAAAGAUAAACAAAUGGAACUGUUCCAAGUGCAAAGGGAAAGUUACAAAUCGAAAUUAAAACCUAAAACAAAGAAAACUGACCAAUUUAUUCGUCCAGAUACAAUCAUGGCGCAAAACCACAUAGACUCGCUGGAGAGGAAUCUGGAGCUGAUGGAGAUGCUGACAGGGAUGGUGGUCAAGUCCUAUGAGGCCAAUGACCACUGUGUUGUUGGCUACACCAUGCAACAUCAGUCUGUGCAUAAGGUGGAACACGGUCUAAGGAUCAAUAUGAAGGAUGGAAACAAUUCAGUAUCAAAGUUUUCUUUGCCUCUCGGCUUCAACUUUAAUGCUGUUGUGGAGGAGUUUGAGAACAUUCUGACACCUGAAUGCUUGGGCUCUCUGAGGAAGGCGUUAGUGGCGUAUUAUGACAGGAUUGAGCAGUUUGAGGCAUUGAAGAAGCUGCUGUCAAUAGAAGCGCAACUGUUCAAGGUGAUGGACGGCACCCACGUGGAGGUGUCCUUCAAGGCGCGUACUCAUGAUGAGGAGGAGCCGAGCGUGGCCGUGGAGCUGCUGCUGGACUACCGGGUCUACGACACCAGGCCCAAGGUCAUCAGCGUCAAGGAUACUGGUUUACCUGAAGGAGUAGCAGACACAUUGCGGGACCAAUGUUACAUCUUCAAGAAGAAACCGUUGGAUGUUGCCUUCAAGGAGUGCUUCCUGGAUGGAAUUGGACCGUACAACUUUGUUCAGCAAUUGUGCCGCCGCGAAGCCGAUCAGCCCCCGCGGCCCAAGCGGCGGCGCCCGCAGCGGUACGACCCCAACAACGACGACACGUUCGUGCCCGAGGACUGCUCCGAGCCCAGCGAGGACGAGGACGAGCGCCGGUUGAGAGACGUCUCCAUCAAAAUAUACCAAGAACGAGCACGCAGGUACUCGAGAUCCCCGACCUACACGCACGCUUGGCAGCAACUCCGUCACAAACAUGUUUGUAAUCAUUUGUUUCUUAGAAGGUACAAUAUCGUCAGGUCAGGGUAGUCAUAUCGUCUGCCCUGUAAUGUACAGAGCCGUCACCAAUAACUGGCGUCGUCAACAAUAGACGGCUCUGGGACAUAGUUUGACAAGUAAGUUAUCUUACAGGUAAUUAAUAUUAAUAAACAAACUUUAAAUUAUUCAUAGAACUUUUAUUUCAAAUAAAAAUAAAAAAAGAUUUUAUACACCUUUCAUUCAUUUUCUCCAAGCCUACAACUUUCUUUACAAGAUCUAACCACAGUCAUGUCAAUUUGGGUUAUACCUACUACUUAUCUAUAUUUUAAGAAGCAUUUAGAUAAGGAAGAUAUUUUUACACAAUUAUAAAAUCUAAGUUAUGUGUGCGUAUUUGUUAUACGGCUACUAUCG
Plutella xylostella (diamondback moth) is the source of this 1506-nucleotide messenger RNA. RefSeq lists its product as uncharacterized. The record is from RefSeq and is a predicted model, not a curated record. Lineage: Eukaryota; Metazoa; Arthropoda; Insecta; Lepidoptera; Plutellidae.